Molecule: messenger RNA, 2474 nt
Organism: Rhizopus microsporus ATCC 52813
Lineage: Eukaryota; Fungi; Mucoromycota; Mucoromycetes; Mucorales; Rhizopodaceae
Product: glycoside hydrolase
Exons: 3
Coding region: 136-2364 (742 amino acids)
Biological process (GO): ergosteryl 3-beta-D-glucoside catabolic process
Molecular function (GO): steryl-beta-glucosidase activity
Source: RefSeq, a predicted model, not a curated record
GGUUAAUGUGAGUUGCAUAUCAUCACUCUUAAUGAACAAUGGCCUGCUGAUUCUGCAGCCAACUCCGAUAAACUACAUAGACCAAACCCUUAUGCAUUCUCCCUUUUUUUCUCUCUUUAUUCUUUCUUUAUUAAAAUGGAAUUAGACGGGCCAUGGUUUGUUGAUAGCAAAACGAAACGAACCAUUCUUUUCAAAGGCAUCAACCUCAGUGGAGAGACAAAGAUACCUAUUGGGUUACCCUCACAUGAAAGUAAUGGUUACUGGGUUGACUACGACAGAAGAGUUAACUUUGUGGGAAGACCAUUUCCACUUGAUGAAGCAGAUGAGCAUUUGUCAAGAAUCGCAAGUUAUGGGUUCAAUUUACUCCGCUUUGUUAUCACCUGGGAAGCUAUUGAACAUGAAGGGCCUGGCAUUUAUGAUCAAGAUUACUUGAAUUAUUUAAUCCAAGUGUUGAAGAAAUGUGAAGCAUACAACUUGAAAGUCUAUAUCGAUCCUCACCAAGACUGUUGGUCUCGACACUGUGGAGGUUCAGGACAUCCUGGUUGGACCUUGGUCCUUGCUGGUUUAAACCCAUUGCAUUUUCCAGAUACAAAUGCUGCUAUUGUGCAUAAUCUGUAUUCAAAUCCAGACGAAUUUCCUAAAAUGAUUUGGAACACAAAUUAUCAAAAACUGGCAGCUGCCACCAUGUUUACCUUAUUUUUUGCGGGCAGAACGUUUGCCCCCAAGUGUAUAGUCAAUGGUGUGAAUGUACAAGAUUUUUUACAAGACCAUUUCUUUCGUUGUAUGGCUGAGGUGGUCAAAAAGAUCAAAGAAAAUCAGCUCGAUACUGUGGUCAUUGGCUACGACUGUAUGAACGAGCCUGGUCAAGGAUACCUUUCGAUCCACGAUAUCACUCAUUUUAAUAAAGUGGACACUGAUUUCCGUAUGGGAUUAAUGCCUACUGCCUUUGAAGGCAUGCUGUUAGGAUCAGGCAAUCCAACCGUCGUAGAUCAGUGGGAGUUUACAUGGUCAGGACCGAAAAAGACGGGCAGAGUCAUGGUAGACCCAAAAGGAAAGCAGGCAUGGAUGUCUAGUGAAGAAUUAGAAGAGGCAUAUGCAUCAUUUGGCUGGAAACGAGCAGAAUCUUGGCCAGCAGGAUGUAUCUGGGCAACGCAUGAUGUUUGGGAUAUAGAUACCAAAAAAGUGAUUCAACCAGAAUACUUUGCUACACAUCCUCAGACUGGUUUACCCACCAAAUUCUCUGACUAUUGGUUAGAUCAUUUUAAAAACUACAUGAAUGUCAUACGACGCAUUCAACCUGACGCACUCAUGUUUGUACAGCCUGCAGUAUUAGAAAUUCCUCCCAAGAUGUCUUUUCCUACUGAAAGACUUGUCUAUGCGCCUCAUUGGUAUGAUGGCCUUACACUUGUGAAGAAAAAGUGGUGUAAUUACAAUGUAGACUUUAUCAACCUACAGAGAGGAAAGUAUGGUACUGGCCCGCUCCGAUAUUUACGCGCCCUUCGUGUUGGAGAAAAAGCGAUCAGGCAGUGCUUUGUAGAUCAAUUAAAGACAAUGCAACAAGAGGGACUAGAAAACUUGGGCGAGUAUCCUUGUAUACUGGGUGAAAUUGGUAUCCCCUAUGAUAUGGAAAUGAAUCAGAGUAAAGAUGAGUCGCUUUUCUCCUAUUGUUUCAGUUACUUGCUAUCCUUCUUUCAAGAUCAACAAGGUGACUACAUUAGCCAUCCUAAAUCGAAUCAGAACAAGGCGAUGGAUGCCAAUCUUUUUGCUCUCGAAAAGAAUUUACUCAACUAUACCUUGUGGAAUUAUGUUCCAGAUAACGAUGCUAAAUGGGGUGACCUCUGGAACGGAGAGGAUCUUAGUAUAUGGCAACUGGCUGAGAAGGAUCCUGAUUUCUUGAACAAUACAGAAUCACCACAAGACUCUACAAGCUCGAUUACGACCAUGAAGACAAUUGUGGUAGAAAACGAAGAUACGACAGAUAUCAAAAAGGCAACCAUGACGGAGGAUAGCCUAUCAAACCAUUUUCGUCAAAAUACACGAGAUCUUGUCAGUUUACACAGACCACAUCCCCAGAAGACUGCAGGGACUCCAAUGGGAAUCACAUUUGUAUCACCCACAUUUACAACGCCAGCCUCAUUUGAAUAUAUUCUGCAGCCAAACUUUGAAUGCAUUGGUCCAACCGAGAUACAUGUGCCCAUAAAGAAUUUCCCUUUGCCACCAGAGACCAAGGUGAAUGUCAAUUUUGGCAGAUGGGAGGUAUCCAAAGUGACAGACCAUGACUGGAUUCUCUCUUGGUGGAUAGAUGAAGACAUAAAGGAGGCUGAACCCAAGCUGAGAUUGGAGGGUAUCUCUUACCAACAGUAAAAAACACGUGUGAAUUGGCCAAUGGAAAAAUAAACAAUGAUACACAGUAUUUUUUACAAUAUAAAAACUCCUCUCUCUUUUUUUCUUUUUCUCUCUCUCUUUCUUUCUUU